Tribolium madens (black flour beetle) is the source of this 1326-nucleotide messenger RNA. It is a transcript of the gene wap, whose product is annotated as DDB1- and CUL4-associated factor 7. The record is from RefSeq and is a predicted model, not a curated record. Bases 163 to 1260 code for a protein of 365 amino acids. Gene Ontology annotation, molecular function: protein binding. Gene Ontology annotation, cellular component: nucleus. The transcript has 2 exons. Lineage: Eukaryota; Metazoa; Arthropoda; Insecta; Coleoptera; Tenebrionidae.
UGUCAUUAAUCUGUCAAACGUCGAUUUAUCUAAAAAUGAUUAUAAACAUAAAAAUGUGUUAAAAAAGCGAUUUCUGUUGUAAAAACGUGGCCUCGUAGCGCGAUUCACGUAAAAAAGUCCGUUUAGCAAAUUACCUUAUAUCGUACUGUAUGAGGUAAGCAAAUGUUGAGUUUUGUUAAGAGCGGUCCUGACUACAAGAGCAAUAUUGUAGAAAUGGCCCAUUCCGGUGUCGUACCAGCGGGUAAACGAAAAGAAAUUUACAAAUACAUCGCGCCAUGGCCAUUGUUCAGUAUGAACUGGUCGGUACGUCCCGACAAACGUUUCCGUCUAGCUCUCGGUAGUUUCGUUGAAGAAUACAACAACAAAGUACAAAUCGUAUCUUUAGACGAGGACAGUAGUGAGUUCUCGCCUAAAAGUACAUUUGACCAUCCAUACCCAACAACAAAAAUCAUGUGGAUACCCGAUAGUAAGGGUGUCUACCCUGAUUUGUUGGCAACCAGUGGGGACUAUUUACGAGUGUGGCGAGCUGGUGAACCUGACACUCGUCUGGAGUGCGUCUUAAACAACAACAAAAACUCAGACUUUUGUGCUCCCUUGACAAGCUUUGACUGGAAUGAAGUGGACCCCAACCUUGUUGGAACGUCAUCAAUAGACACCACUUGCACAAUUUGGGGCCUAGAGACCGGACAAAUCAUCGGCCGCGUCAAUCUAGUAUCAGGACACGUGAAAACUCAAUUAAUCGCCCAUGACAAGGAAGUUUACGACAUUGCAUUCUCGCGAGCUGGGGGUGGCAGGGACAUGUUUGCCUCUGUCGGUGCUGACGGCUCUGUUAGAAUGUUCGAUUUGAGGCACUUGGAACACUCAACCAUCAUCUAUGAAGAUCCAGCACACACGCCGUUGUUGAGGUUGGCUUGGAACAAGCAGGAUCCCAACUAUUUGGCUACUAUUGCAAUGGACGCUUGCGAAGUUAUAAUUUUGGAUGUGAGAGUCCCCUGCACACCUGUAGCAAGGUUGAAUAAUCACAGAGCUUGUGUUAAUGGAAUUGCAUGGGCUCCACAUUCAAGUUGUCACAUUUGUACAGCGGGAGAUGACCACCAGGCACUCAUUUGGGAUAUACAACAAAUGCCAAGGGCUAUUGAAGACCCAAUUUUGGCAUACACAGCCGCAGAGGGUGAAGUCAAUCAAAUACAGUGGGGAGCGACGCAGCCCGAUUGGAUAGCCAUUUGUUACAAUAAGUGUUUAGAAAUAUUAAGAGUUUAAUUUACAACAAUUUACAGACUCCCUAUUGAUAAGUACCAAAUAGUGUGUAAAUCAUAUUUUACAUUA